Molecule: messenger RNA, 1459 nt
Organism: Ceraceosorus bombacis
Lineage: Eukaryota; Fungi; Basidiomycota; Exobasidiomycetes; Ceraceosorales; Ceraceosoraceae
Source: the annotation of a GenBank genome assembly
AUGAAUAGUACGUGAGCGUAGACUUGAAUCGCGGGAAAGCCUACAAUGACCAAUCGCAAAUGCACUUGCAUUCGCAGCCGUGGCAGGCUACUCCUCAGAUGACUCGGACGGCAGUGGACGUGGCGACAGCAGCCCACACCAAAACACUGCCAAGUCCAAACACACUGGGCCCGCACAGGGUACCAGACCCACUCCAGAUAUUUCUCUGGGCACUUCUACUUUCCAUGCGGCCCGAAUACCGGUAAGUUUGAGCAACAGGUAGCAUGUAUCCAGACCCCUCACUGUCUGACCCGCGGACCAGUCUCGAUGUUGUUGCAGAUCUCUUCGUUAGUCAAGGACGCCAGCACGUCCUCGAUGGGCACAAGUUCAGCUACACAAUCGCCACUCCAGCGACGCACACCUCAGCUCCUUUCGCCGCAUGGUGCCGGACAAGCAACUAGCGCUAGCACCAAAGGCACGUCUUUAGGGGUCAAGCGCGCGGGCUCGCCCGCAGCCUCAUCACCCUCACGGCAGAAGUUGAAUGCGCAUGCUUCGAGAUUGCAGGUUGGGACCUCGUCUCUCAGGCAAGAGCUUUCGCCGGAGCCCCGCACGGACUCUCCGCAGCAGACAAGCGAGACAAGUAGUGCGGGGCCAUCCCGGAUGGCUGGCGGAGUGGCAGCGGGUUCACAAGCUCUUCUCAGUCUCUUGGCGCUGCCUCCGCUUGUUGAUCGGGAUGGUGUGGAGGACCAUGAGUGGGGGCUUGGCUUACCUUCGCGAGGCGACGUGAAUCUAGCUACUCAGGUGAGAGCCGAGCACGGCAGAGUGACAUACCUGAACAACGGUACUGACGCAGUGAUCGCAAAUUGGCAUCGCUUGCAGGAAAAGCUCGCAACCUUUCACGGACUCAAAGCGCAGGGCACUCAUUUCAAUGUCUCGCUGGCCCGGAAUCGCCAACUGCGCAAUCCACAUAUAUUUGACAAGCUGGUCAAAUGGGUCGACGUUGAUGAGAGCGGGACGCGCUACCCAGACAUGGCACCCAAUACUUGGGCAGCGACAAAGCUGGAGAGGCGUGCGAUGCUUCGAGAAGGUGGAAAAGACCGGCUCGGUGAGCGAUACGCGCGCUACACUUUGGCGAGGAUACUAUCGGGGGCUUACAAGAAGCUAUUUGAAUCCACCUUCAGCCGAGAUGCAGAGGCGUCAACAGGAAGACCGCGAAGCGGCUCAAGCACUUGGGAAGGCGAGGUCGAUAGAUUUUGCGUCGAGCAGUGGAAGCCACGAGUCUCGCAGCAGUGGAGCGGAUGCAGCGGCAGCUGCGCGUGCCAAGGCAGAAGCGGUCAGAGAUAGCUUGAUCAAGAGAAGUUCCGAUCGAAGUGAGGCUUCAAGCUCGAAAUAUCAUCAGGAACGCGAUCCACGUCACAGGAUAAGGGAACGUGAAGAUGCGCGAAGACACGCCUUGGACAGAGAUAGAAAGAAGCUCUAG